Messenger RNA from Nematostella vectensis (starlet sea anemone), 1237 nucleotides. RefSeq names its product THO complex subunit 6 homolog. NCBI's taxonomy places the organism in Eukaryota, Metazoa, Cnidaria, Anthozoa, Actiniaria, Edwardsiidae. The transcript has 14 exons. The coding region runs from base 148 to 1185 and encodes 345 amino acids. Gene Ontology annotation, cellular component: THO complex; transcription export complex. Gene Ontology annotation, molecular function: protein binding. The record is from RefSeq and is a predicted model, not a curated record. Gene Ontology annotation, biological process: mRNA export from nucleus.
GCAUGAAAACCCCAUGUUAUCUGGACGAGAGCCGAAAUGGUGAAUAAGAGAUUACUUUUGUCUGAUUUCUCUGCGUGACAGUGGUAGAACUAGUUGACGGGGUUCCUGUGUUACCAGCGGAUUUACCCAUUGUAGCUAGAAUUCAAAAUGGCUGCAAGUUAUGAGGAACGAAUUUUAGCCGAACGCAAGCGAAUCCACACGACUGUUUUUGACGUCGCUUUCUCGCCAUGCGGCAACUUCUUUGCUUCAGCGAAUAACUUCGGCGACAUUUCCCUAUUCAGUCUGUCUGCAGCACUUGUACCAGAUGCUCCCCCAGAAAGUAGAAAACCACUUCUAACAUUCAAAGGUCAUAAGGGUCCAAUUUACAGUCUUCUUUCCACCAAGACAUUUCUGAUCAGUGGAGGAUCUACAGAGAUUUCUGGCUGGAGAUGGACAGAUCUCAUGGAGCAGUUGCAAACAGUUCCUGCUUGGACCUUGAAUCCUCCAUCCAGUAACCCAAUGGAUAUCGGAGAAACCAAUGCUCUUGCCUUCAGUGAACAGGAUAAUGUGCUACUCACAGGCUGUGGGGAUAACAAUAUCUACAGUUGGGACCUUGAAGCUGGCACAUGCAAGUUUGGCUGUUUACCAUUGUCGCAGAGUACCAUGUCAGGGCAUACAGACUACGUGCAGUGCUUGGCUCUUCGACAGCAACAUAAUCAAUGUAUGAGUGGCGCCGAGGAUGGGACGGUGCGCUUUUGGGAUUUAAGAACGGCUGGAAUGGUAAACAAAAUAAGUCCAUCCCAGGAGAAAAAUCUUCAAAGACCGAGGUUUGGGCCGUGGAUUGGAUGCGUCGCUGUGGAUGACAGCGAGGAGUGGAUGGUUUGUGGUGGCGGACCAAGCUUGUCCGUGUGGCAUUUGCGCUCAUUAUCAUGCACCUCCGUCCUGGACACUCCUGCAUCUUGUCAGCAGUCCGCGCUUUUCCACGAUGAUAAGAUUCUUUCCGCAGGCUCUGAGCCGACAGUUUUUCAGUGGCAAGUCAACGGUGAGCUGAAAUCGCAAGUGCCCUGCACUUCAGCGUCAGUCUUCGCCUUGCGUGUCAACAAGACUUCGCCAGACAAACAGAUUCUUCUUGUGGCUGGUGAUUCAGUGCAUAUCGACGCUUACAUCAACCUUGGUUACAAGGCAUUCUCUUUUUCGCUCUCCUGACUGUGUGGAAGGAUCCAAUAAAACCAGAGCAAUAAACAAGUCUACUGUAAAA